Auanema sp. JU1783 is the source of this 804-nucleotide messenger RNA. The record is from the annotation of a GenBank genome assembly. NCBI's taxonomy places the organism in Eukaryota, Metazoa, Nematoda, Chromadorea, Rhabditida, Rhabditidae.
AUGUUUCUGGAUUCUAAUCAAUUACAAGGUGUUAUUUUAGUAAAAGAUUCUUCCUCAUGUUUUGGAGAGCCUAUCGUGUAUUCUUUAACCAAACAAAAUAAGGUCGUAGUCGUAACUUUAAAAGGUCGAAAAGACCAACUCAUUAACAGAUAUGCGUGUAGAGUAGAUGAGAAUUCCUUCGUCUACUUCGAUGACUUCUCGAGGUUGUCUGUUCUGAAAGAAAACAUCCUCAAGUCCUCAUCUAACAAUGGCUUAUGUGUCAUUGAUUGUAUAGAAAUUCUUUUAGAUAUUUACGGAGUAGAUUCAGUUGCCAUGUUGAUGAAUGAUUUGAAAGAUUAUUUUAUGGUCGUUGCCGCUUUCUGUCAUUAUCAAACUGUGAGUCUAAACCAAUGGAACAGGCUCUGUUCAAUCGCUGAUAGUUUCCUGGAUGUUUACAAAGAGGGAUCUCUCUUUCUGUCAAACAUCACUUCUAUAAAGAAAAAUGGAAAGCUACAAGCCUUGCAAGAAUCUUUUACGGUUAGUCCAGAUUUACAAUUGAACUGUAAGAAAUAUGAGUGCAAAGAAGAAUCAUCAGAUAAUCUGUCUCUCGAAACUCCCUUCGAUGUCGGACUUACGUUGAAGGAUUCCGAGAAAUCAGCUAAAGAUGCUCUUCAAUUGCCAUAUCUCUCAACCCAAACCCAAGAGGGUCUAGUCAACUUACGGCUUUCUGAUAAGAAAGUGCGCGUCGGAGGACAAAUUAUUUAUACUCCGGAUGACGGAGAUGAUCUAGACGACAGUGAUCCUGACGAUGAUUUAAACCUUUAA